Messenger RNA from Acromyrmex echinatior (Panamanian leafcutter ant), 2073 nucleotides. RefSeq names its product mitochondrial glutamate carrier 1. The record is from RefSeq and is a predicted model, not a curated record. Gene Ontology annotation, biological process: malate-aspartate shuttle; L-glutamate transmembrane transport; aspartate transmembrane transport. Lineage: Eukaryota; Metazoa; Arthropoda; Insecta; Hymenoptera; Formicidae. Gene Ontology annotation, molecular function: L-glutamate transmembrane transporter activity; L-aspartate transmembrane transporter activity.
CGCUUCGCGAAAUGUUUAGAGAAAGAUCGCCUUGAUGUUCGAAGCAUCUGUCGAAAGUGUCACUAACGGAUCGCGCUGAUGUUGCUGAUGCUGUUUGCGGGAUCAAAAUCGGUCGACGCGAAAGAAACGAUUCUUCCAGUGGCUCACGGCUAAUUGAGCCGUUUCGGCUCGUAUCUCUCGGCUCGUCGAGAAUCAGGAGCGGAGAAUCAGGGCAUAACAGUGUCAAUAGGAACGUUAGUCGUGGAACGGACCAUUGCGUGCACGUCAAAUUCGUCUGACCGAAACCUGCUCCUCCGCAAGAAGAUGUAGAGAAGAAUUGCCUCCAAGUUAAAUUCCCUUUUCCCGAUCGUGGGAUGGGACUCGGCCACUCAGGAUGAAUUACAACUCGCUAGGGUGAUAGCGACUCGUCCUACAGCUGUACAAUGUUAUGUGCGGGACCAUAAUUUAAAUCAACUAUGGCACAGGACAGUUCAAUUCCGAAACCCGCAGAGCAGUUCAAACUUAUACCAAAAAUUAUAAACGGAGGCAUUGCCGGAAUUAUUGGAGUAUCCGUGGUUUUUCCGCUUGAUUUGGUGAAAACAAGAUUGCAAAAUCAAGUUAUUGGCCCGAAUGGCGAACAAAUGUAUAAGUCAAUGUUUGACUGUUUCAAAAAAACUUACAAAGCAGAAGGUUACUUUGGAAUGUAUAAAGGAUCCGCUGUAAAUAUAUUGUUAAUCACGCCUGAGAAAGCAAUCAAACUUACUGCCAAUGAUACAUUUAGGCAUUAUCUUUCGCUUGGACCUGGACAACAAUUGCCAAUAGAACGUGAAAUGCUCGCUGGUGGCUUGGCAGGAGCAUGCCAAAUAAUUGUUACCACUCCGAUGGAACUGCUUAAAAUACAAAUGCAAGACGCUGGCAGAGUCGCCAUAGCAGCUAAAGAAGCGGGUAAAGUUGUGCCAAAGGUAUCCGCUUGGUCAUUAACGGUAGAUCUACUUAAGAAACGAGGUAUACUGGGGUUGUACCAAGGAACUGGCGCCACGGCACUCAGAGACGUAACAUUCUCUGUUAUUUAUUUUCCGCUGUUCGCUAGACUGAAUAAUCUUGGGCCAAAGCGAGAAGACGGUUCAUCUGUAUUCUGGUGUUCAUUCCUUGCCGGAUGCGCCGCCGGAUCGACGGCCGCAUUAAUGGUAAAUCCAUUCGACGUAAUCAAAACUAGACUGCAAGUUAUCAAAAAAGCACCUGGUGAUCCAACGUACAAUGGAGUGUUAGACUGUAUACUGAAGACAUUUAAGAACGAGGGACCGAGGGCAUUCUUCAAAGGCGGCGCUUGCCGAAUGAUAGUCAUAGCGCCGUUAUUCGGAAUUGCACAAACCGUCUAUUAUCUCGGUGUAGCUGAGUGGCUGCUGGGAUUGAAGUGAAAUCGCCAUAUCGCCGAUUCGUGCCGUUCAAAUACUCUGGGAAAACUUGACAAUAAUCAUUGUAGAUCGUAGUUGUAUUUUUGCUUGAAAUUUUUGCUCUUCAAUAUUGCUCUACAAUAAGAAUGUUGUUAAACGGGGAUCUCGCGAUCGCUUAUAUACAAAGAAAAGUAAAAAAGUAUUAAUUGAAAUUGCCGUAAUUCUUGCAAGUCGCAAAUUAUAAUAGAUUCGUAUAUGAUUGAAUGGAAAUUUAUCUAUGUUUUACGUCCAUAUCCGCAAAGUGCAUUAAAAUUUUUAAUCAAAUAUUGUACAGUGAAUCGAAUCUAACAUUCGUCUGAUUGUAUUCUUACAACGUAAAAUAUAUCGUCGAUAAAUAUAUUGAAAUAUCAAAUCAUUAGGAAAACGUAUGAUUGCAAAUAUUUCACAACUGUACCAAUUACGUGUUAUUCAAUAUUUAGAUCGUGUAUGCGUCUUUCCAUAUAAUAAUAGCAUUUCUUCAUCUCUUCCUCAUAUUUUAUAGAUUCUAUAAAAUAUAUGGUCUAUAAAUUAUAUGCGAGAUCCUGCCCACGAAUCAUGCUCGUUGUUAAACUGAGUGUAUCGGGAUCUUAAUUGUUAUAAAUAUCUACCAAACUAGCCAAUUAUAGUCAAUUAUACAUGUACAUUAAAGACAUUAAGCAGA